GCUGAAGCGGCGGCGGCGGCCCCGCCCCGGGGCUCCAUUGUUGAGGCUGCCGCGGCUCUGUCGGCUGCUCAGCUGCGCUCCAGUCGGCCCAGGCGCAGCGGCGAGGAGCGAGCACUGCGAGGCAGCGGCCUGAGCAAUGGAAGAGUUAAUAGUUGAACUUCGUCUCUUUCUUGAACUCCUGGACCAUGAAUAUCUAACCUCGACUGUCAGGGAGAAAAAGGCAGUGAUAACCAACAUUCUGCUGAGGAUACAGUCAUCCAAAGGUUUCGAUGUGAAAGACCAUGCUCAGAAGCAGGAGACCGCUAGCAGCCUGCCGGCCCCUCCUCAGAUGCCCCUGCCGGAGAUCCCUCAGCCCUGGCUGCCUCCUGACAGUGGGCCUCCACCAUUGCCAACGUCCUCCCUCCCAGAAGGUUAUUAUGAGGAAGCUGUGCCGCUGAGCCCCGGAAAAGCUCCGGAAUACAUCACAUCAAAUUAUGAUUCUGAUGCGAUGAGCAGCUCUUAUGAAUCGUAUGAUGAAGAGGAGGAGGAUGGGAAGGGGAAGAAAACCCGGCACCAGUGGCCCUCCGAGGAGGCCUCCAUGGACCUGGUCAAGGACGCCAAAAUCUGCGCCUUCUUGUUGCGGAAGAAGCGGUUCGGCCAGUGGACCAAGUUGCUCUGCGUCAUCAAAGACACCAAGCUGCUGUGCUAUAAAAGUUCCAAGGACCAGCAGCCUCAGAUGGAACUGCCGCUGCAAGGCUGCAAUAUUACGUACAUCCCGAAAGACAGCAAAAAGAAGAAGCACGAGCUGAAGAUAACUCAGCAGGGCACGGACCCGCUGGUGCUUGCUGUCCAGAGCAAGGAGCAGGCCGAGCAGUGGCUGAAGGUGAUCAAAGAAGCCUAUAGUGGUUGUAGUGGCCCUGUGGAUUCAGAGUGUCCUCCUCCACCGAGCUCCCCAGUGCACAAGGCAGAACUGGAGAAGAAACUGUCUUCAGAGAGACCCAGCUCAGAUGGGGAGGGCGUGGUAGAAAAUGGAAUUACCACAUGUAAUGGAAAGGAGCAAGUGAAGAGGAAGAAAAGUUCCAAAUCCGAGGCCAAGGGCACUGUGUCGAAAGUCACUGGGAAAAAAAUCACCAAGAUCAUCAGUCUGGGAAAGAAGAAGCCAUCCACAGACGAGCAGACCUCGUCGGCUGAGGAAGAUGUUCCCACGUGCGGCUAUCUGAACGUGCUCUCCAACAGCCGCUGGCGGGAGCGCUGGUGCCGAGUGAAGGAUAACAAACUCAUUUUCCACAAGGACAGGACCGACCUGAAGACCCACAUCGUGUCUAUUCCCCUCCGUGGCUGCGAGGUGAUCCCAGGUUUGGAUUCUAAACAUCCCCUGACGUUCCGGCUGCUGCGCAAUGGCCAGGAGGUUGCAGUAUUGGAGGCAUCUUCUUCUGAGGACAUGGGCAGGUGGAUUGGGAUUUUACUCGCAGAGACGGGGUCGUCCACAGACCCGGGGGCCCUGCACUAUGACUACAUCGAUGUGGAGAUGUCUGCCAGUGUCAUUCAGACAGCCAAACAAACCUUCUGUUUCAUGAACAGGCGUGUUAUAUCUGCUAACCCAUAUCUGGGGGGCACCUCCAAUGGCUACGCCCACCCCAGCGGGACGGCGCUUCAUUACGACGAUGUCCCGUGCAUCAACGGCUCGUGGGAACCGGAAGACGGCUUUCCUGCUUCCUGCGGCAGAGGCUUGGGAGAAGAGGUGCUUUAUGAUAACGCAGGCCUGUACGAUAACUUGCCGCCUCCGCAAAUCUUUGCCCGCUACUCUUCUGCUGACAGAAAGGCCUCUAGGCUGUCUGCUGACAAGCUGUCCUCUAACCAUUACAAAUACCCUGCCUCCGCUCAGUCUGUCACUAAUACCUCUUCUGUGGGGAGGGCGUCUCUCGGGCUCAACUCGCAGCUCAAGGGUAAGAAGCCCCCCGUGGCAUCUAAUGGGGUCACAGGAAAAGGGAAGACUCUGAGCAGUCAGCCAAAAAAAGCGGAUCCUGCGGCUGGUGUGAAAAGGACAGCUUCGAAUGCUGCCCAGUACAAGUACGGCAAGAACCGGGUAGAAGCAGAUGCCAAGCGGCUACAGACCAAAGAAGAGGAGCUGCUGAAGAGGAAAGAGGCCCUGCGGAAUAGGCUGGCCCAGCUCCGCAAGGAAAGAAAGGACCUUCGAGCGGCCAUUGAAGUGAACGCAGGCAGGAAGCCACAGGCGAUUCUGGAGGAGAAGCUGAAGCAGCUGGAGGAGGAGUGCCGGCAGAAGGAGGCGGAGCGCGUCAGCCUGGAGCUGGAGCUGACGGAGGUCAAGGAGAGCCUGAAGAAGGCACUGGCGGGCGGAGUCACCCUGGGGCUGGCCAUCGAGCCCAAGUCAGGAACAUCGAAUCCACAGUCUCCAGUGUUCAGGCACCGGACCCUGGAGAACUCGCCUAUCUCCAGCUGUGACACCAGUGACACCGAGGGCCCCGUGCCGGUGAACAGCGCGGCUGUCCUGAAGAAGAGCCAGGUGGCCCCGGGCAGCUCCCCCUGCCGAGGACAUGUGCUGCGGAAGGCCAAGGAAUGGGAAUUGAAGAACGGGACAUAGGGGACAGCAGGACUGCUCCAGCCUCAGAGACUGCACACCCCCUUGCCCGUGUCCUCAUCUGUGUGACGGCAGGAAGCUCUGCCCAGAGUGGCCUCAGCUGCGCGACUCCAGAGGCUUCAUGGCCGAACUCUGAGGCCAGCGCCUCUCACCCAGGCCUACUUGCAUUCCUUCUACUGUAUACUGGCGCCUUUAGAAAAGAUGUAAGACUUUGGUCCCCAACUUUGUUAAAAAACAAAAACAGUGAUGGAAAGGUGUUUGAAAGGAUGCUAUCAGGCAAAGUGACAUCUUUCUGACCAGUUAAGCCAUUGCUUUCACCGAUUCCAGCCCAGCCCUGGACUGAGGAUGGAUGGUUCUGUGAGCCCCCAAGUGAAACCUUUCGACGGGGAAGAGCUUGGAUCCUCGGCUGCCCUGGGCAUGAGUGUGGCUGGCGCGUGGGCACUGGGCUCGCCUCGCACACCACCAGGAGGGCCAGGGGCUUACACAGCCCUGACGUGGACUCUGUGUCUCGGCAUACCCUCCCCACGUGCCCGUCCCCCUUGUCAUCAGAGGUAAAGGCAUGAGAAAAUCACGCUGUGAAACAUUUUUUUGCUUUUUAUUAUUUUUUGGACAGAUGCUUUUGUCACCAAGACAUGAAAAGCUGCCAUUCUUCUUAACCUGUUUUUUAAGAAUCUUUUUUGUUGUGUGUCACACUUAGAUCUAAGGAUUUUUCAGAGGUUCCUUAUUUUAUUAUUUGUGCUACUUUUGACAGGUAGCAGAGGGUUUUAAUACUUCACUAACAGUGUGCCCUCCUCCCCCUUGGGCUGGCAUCCCCAGCCCUUAGUCCACAUCGGAGCCGGCAGGUGCUCCUCCCACCAGGAGCCUCUGGCUGCUUGCCACUGUAGAGGACGUUUACUGCUGCGUGGGGCCAGGGCAGUCCUUUGAAAGGGAAGCAAGUUCUGGAACUUGUUCCCUCAUGGAGCUAUAACACCUUAGAGCACGAGGCAGGAAUUCCAGGGCCUCCUGCCCCUCCCUCUCCCUUCCUCCAGCUUGUCAAGUUAAACCACUAAUGCAUGGUGGGUCUGGCCGUGCUGCCUCUCCUGAGUGGGGUGGGUGCGGGCAGGGCCCCUGUCCCAGCUUUCUUACUUGCCUUCUGUGCAAUACCGCUUGGAGAAUUCAGAUGCCUAAGGCAUAAAGGAAAAAAAGAGUUCGUGGUUUGAGCUGGUAUCUACUCCCUGGGUUUAAAAGUCAGAUUUAACUUCUUGGUCUCCCGGAGGCCACUGUCAGGAAUUCUCUGUUAUGGGAAGAUGCAGGCACUGAUGACAAAAUAAGUCGCCCCUGAAAGCCUCCGCAGGCGGAUUCACGGAGACCAGUCCCAGCAGCGACCGCCCCUUCCCUGAGCAGAGAAUAGAGAGGUGUCACACUUGGUGCAAGCCUUCUGCCCAGUGUCCAGAAUGUCCUUUAUCACGCAGAGGAAGAGACGGCAGGAAAACACUGACAACGAGUUUCCCCCAGACAUGCUAUCAGAGCGCCAGCCACGGGACUGUCCGGUUAGGAUUCAUGUUGAAGGUCGUGGCGCCUGAGGACUGCAGGGGCCACGCUGGAUUACUCGAGCGGAAAAGUGGUCUCCCCUGUAUAAGAAAGUUUUACGAGAACUGGAAGCUGCUGGAGUCCACCUGAAACUUGAAUUGAUCGCAGAGCCAUCUGCCGGGAGUGUGUUGGGUUCCUGAGCCGUCAGCCGGCGUUCCCCCCCGACGCACGUUCCUCCUGGGUAGUCCGUGGAGGCCCAUUACACCAGCAUCCGUGAUGCCAUCUUCCCACUAGGACAUCCAGGCAGGUCGGGCGGGGACGCCACAGUCUCAGGGCCGGUCCGCUGCGUUGCCAUAGAGGAGCCCUCCUUCCGGUGGGGACUUCCCACCAUUGCAGGCAGCUGGGACCAGUUCGUAUCACACAAAAUGCAUUUUCUAUAAAGGGGGAAAAGUUGGCUCCUCCAAAAGUUUUUGCUGCGUUCGGGUCAGGUAGUUUCCCUGGUUGAGGCUCUUGGGCCAUUCUGAUUGGCAGCCUGCUUUGCCGAAGAGAACUGUGCGAGGUUUUGGUGGUUAGGAGGAGAAGCGGGAGAUGGCCAGCCUGAAGUCUCAGUCCUGGCCCAGCACGGGUGGGGGGCAGCGGCCAGCCGGCAGGUGAAGCGCGAGCGGCACACGGUGUGUCCCGCGAGCCUGAGCCGUCACCCGCCAGCUUCCUCACCAGGUAAGGAGGCCCCAGAGCCUUAGCAGGGACUUGCCCAAGGGCACAGCUGAUUGGUGCUCGACUCCCAGCAUGCAUAUUUUGUUUUAAAAACCCAGGUUUGUAAUUCACUGCCACAACCAUAAGCCUUUUAAAGAGGAGGCAAACUUUCACGAAUCCUAUUGUGGUCCAUGGAGCCUUUCAAAAUGGGUGCCCUGGAAGGGGGCCCUGACAUUGGAUUCCCUCGAUGCCAGAUACUCCCUUGAAAUUUCGCAUUUGAUCAGAAAGUUUAAAGCAUUUACUUCAGAAUAAGUUAUUUAUUUGUAUAUGUUCAAUAAAUAGUUUUUAAUUUAUAUCUGUACAUAUUAGACACACACGAGCCAUCUUGCCAGAAUUCUGACAGUGAUCUCAUUUUAUCACCCUCCCAAAACAUGCCCCAGGAACAAGCACCCCUUGCCUCUGUGGCAGCUGCGUGUGUCUGAUUUCAUAAUGAAGCCAGGCUGUGGGGGCAAGAGGCCCGACAGGCAGGGCAGGGUCCCCGGAGAAGCCAGAAUAAGGGGUGCAGAGGCCCGACAGGCAGGCCAGGGUCCCCGGAGAAGCCAGGAUGAGGGGUGCAGAGGCCCAACAGGCAGGCCAUGGCUCCCUCUUCCCAGAAUCUGGGGGGAACUAGGGCAAGGCCCAUCUGUCUGCAAGGCCGGUAGCUCCCUCCCUCGGCUUCCAGAGUCCACAGCCGGUGCAAGGUAACCAGUGUGGGUCUGCUGAGUCACCCCAGGCACCAGACUUGACCCAGGAGCACGGGCCACUGUCCAUGGGGCCUUCCUUGAGACCUUCCCUUGGGGCUGGCAGGUGGCCAUUUACCAGCUGGGUCAGUCCCGUCUUGCCCUCUGUGCCUGUGCCCUGGUGUGGCCAGGCCUAACCUUCCCCUGUAUCUUACUCGUCCCAAAGUCAUUAUUGGCCAUUUCUAAAUAGACAAAGCUACCCUAAAAGGUGGAGAUUUACUCCUUUUGAAAAGUCCGUUUCAAAAAGUAUGUCCUCAGCUCUGGAGGCCACCCCCAGGAAGGAGUUUGAGAUUCAUUAUCAUUAUGGCCACAAUUUGGCGCUUGUGCACGGGAUUCAAAGGGCAGUGUUGAAGCCAGGGUUAGGUAUAGGGUUGUGGGCAAAGCUCCCUUGUUUGUGGCCACCCCUUACCUUUCCAAAGAGGCUGUUAACUCUACUCACCCACUAUUUGGGGGGAUGUAAAUUUUGCCCACAGACUUUGCUACCCAGGUGAGGUGCUCUGUUCAUGCACCAAACUCAUGUCAUUUGACACCAUCCAAGGAUGGGUAGCCUGUCGUGUGGCCGGUGACCCGCACCUAGAGAAAAGGCACCUCAUGCCGCAGGGAAGGGCCGACACCCUGAGCUCACAGGUGGCCCCUGCAGUCAGGUGGAUGUCCAUCCUUGAAACAGCCACUUCUGGGAGCACAGCACUGGAGGUCUCAGGCGUCAGGGUUGCCUGGCAGGGCGCCCUGCAGCUUACAUAAAGGUCGUGGCAAUACUUCAAUGUUAAAUUAUUGCCUUCCUCUUACUAAAAUAAUUUUCUAAUGGGAACGGUAACUUCAAGUUCAUGACAUAGUUUGAAGGAGGAUAAUUCAUUUUUUCCUGGUUGUCACUGUCUUGUCCCCAUGAUGGGCUGGGUUCAUACUGUGAAAUAAACUGAAGUGAAACCAAAACAUUCAUGCCGUAAACACAUGGCACAGCACCGUGGAAAAAGCAAAGCCACCUCUAUUCGUGAGUCCCCAAGCCAUAGCAGGCCACUCCAUCGUCUGUAAAGGGAAGGAAACUGCGCCUGGGAAGUGGUGGGCUUCAGACGCAUCCUUUUGCCCACAGUUCAUGAAAUAGUUCCAGCUUUGGUCUUCCAAAAAAUCUCAACUUCACCGUGCACAAGUGUUACCCAGUCUUUUUAGUGUAGCCAUGGAAGAUACUUUCAAAAGGAGAUCUUCAGAUCAUAAUUCUUAGGGACCAAAGGUGUUUUUAAUGAGAUAAUCUUUUUGAUUUUCUAACAAGAAAGGAAAUAUUCACUUUAAAUUUUAACAUCAACUUUUAAAUGAUACUCAGAAUUAAUUGACCAUGGUGAUAGGUUGUAAAAUGUUUUCAUAUUAAGAAUGUAAUUAUUUCCUUAUUGUAUUUUUUAAAAGCUAAAGUCAUAUUUAAAAUUCUCUGUGAAAGAAACAGGCAAAGAAACAGCAAAGAUUUUUUUUAAAUUAAAUAUGUUGGUAGUGCCCAUUUUAAAUGACUGUAAAUAUAUUUUCACUGUUAUUCAAUGUAUUUAAUUCAUAAAGUAAAAAUUUUAUGAAAAGCAACUUGCAAGGAAAAUCCUAGUUUUCAGUCCACUCGCCCCGUUUUGUAGCAGCUUCACUGAAUUCCCUGCUUUCCUGGUUGAUUUUUCUACUGUUUCACGUGGUGUAACCCUAGACUGGCGCCCUUGGCGUGCACCUUUGUGUAUGAAUAAACUUCUCUCCGCGA
Chlorocebus sabaeus (green monkey) is the source of this 7282-nucleotide messenger RNA. RefSeq names its product actin filament associated protein 1 (gene AFAP1). Lineage: Eukaryota; Metazoa; Chordata; Mammalia; Primates; Cercopithecidae. The record is from RefSeq and is a predicted model, not a curated record. Gene Ontology annotation, cellular component: cytosol. Gene Ontology annotation, molecular function: SH2 domain binding; SH3 domain binding.